This is a messenger RNA of Staurois parvus, 659 nucleotides long. The record is from the annotation of a GenBank genome assembly. NCBI's taxonomy places the organism in Eukaryota, Metazoa, Chordata, Amphibia, Anura, Ranidae.
CUGUCACACCCCCCACACUCCUCUCCUGUACAUACCGAUCCCACUGUCACACCCCCCACACUCCUCUCCUAUGUACAUAAUGCCCACUGUCACACCCCCUACACUCCUCUCCUGUACAUAGUGCCCACUGUCACACCCCCCCACACUCCUCUCCUGUACAUAGUGCCCAUGUCACACCCCCACACUCCUCUCCUGUACAUAGUGCCCACUGUCACACCCCCACACUCCUCUCCUGUACAUAGUGCCCAUGUCACACCCCCACACUCCUCUCCUGUACAUAGUGCCCAUUGUCACACCCCCCACACUCCUCUCCUGUACAUAGUGUCCACUGUCACACCCUCCACACUCCUCUCCUGUACAUUGUGCCCACUGUCACACCCCCCACACUCCUCUCCUGUACAUAGUGCCCACUGUCACACCCCCCACACUCCUCUCCUGUACAUAGUGCCCACUGUCACACCCCACACACUCCUCUCCUGUACAUAGUGCCCACUGUAAUACCUCCUACACUCCUCUCCUGUACAUAGUGCCCACUGUCACACCCUCCACACUCCUCUCCUGUACAUAGUGCCCACUGUCACACCCCCCACACUCCUCUCCUGUACAUACUGAUCACUGUCAUACCUCCACACUCCUCUCCUGUACAUACCGAUCACUGU